GUCCUGACCGCGCCUCCUCCCCGGGCUCCUCCUCUUCCCGUCCUACUCUCAUCCGCGCCAGCCUCCGUGGCUAACCCAAACAUUCCGGGUUCCUGUCGCGGGCGCUUAGCUCAACCCUAGCCAGCGGCCCCGGGUCUUUUAUCCUGUUCUCCUACCCUUGUUGCCUUCCAUUCCCCACCCCACCCCAGGUUCCACUUACGCAGCUGCGGGCCCCCCCUGAGCCCUCGGCUGCGGCCAGAGCGAUGCUGCUGCUGGCGGCCGCCUUCAUCGUAGCGUUCGUGCUGCUGCUCUACAUGGUCUCUCCGCUCAUCAGCCCUAAGCCCCUCGCCCUGCCCGGGGCCCAUGUAGUGGUUACUGGAGGAUCCAGUGGCAUUGGGAAAAGCAUCGCAAUUGAGUGUUAUAAGCAAGGGGCAUUUAUAACUCUGGUUGCAAGAGAUGAGAACAAGUUGCUCCAGGCAAAGAAAGAAAUUGAAAAACAUUCUAUUAAUGAUAAACAGGUCGUGCUCUGCAUAUCAGUUGACGUAUCUCAAGACUAUGGACAAGUGGAGAAUGUCAUAAAACAAGCACAAGAAAAGCUGGGACCUGUCGAUAUGCUCGUAAACUGCGCAGGGUCAUCAGUUUCAGGAAAAUUUGAAGAUCUUGAAAUAAAUUAUUUUGAAAGAUUAAUGAAUAUAAAUUAUUUGGGCAGCGUAUACCCCAGCCGUGCAGUGAUUACCACCAUGAAAGAAAGGAGGAUGGGCAGGAUUGUCUUCGUGUCUUCCCAGGCAGGACAAUUAGGGCUGUAUGGUUAUACUGCGUACUCAGCGUCCAAGUUUGCUCUUAGAGGAUUGGCUGAAGCGCUGCAGAUGGAGGUGAAACCAUAUAACGUCUAUAUAACCAUUGCCUAUCCACCAGACACAGACACCCCAGGUUAUGCAGAAGAAAAUAAAACAAAGCCUUUAGAGACUCAACUUAUUUCAGAAUCUUCGUCGCUUUGCAAACCAGAACAGGUAGCAAAACAAAUUGUCAAAGAUGCCACACAAGGAAAUUUUAAUAGUUCCAUUGGCUCAGAUGGAUAUAUGCUGUCGUCACUGACCUGUGGCAUGUCACCAGUAACGUCUAUUACCGAAGGACUCCAGCAGAUAGUUACGAUGGGUCUCUUUCGCACCAUUGCUCUAUUCUACCUUGGAAGUUUCGAUGGCAUCAUCCGACGAUGUAUGAUCCAGAGGACAAAGACUAAAACGGUGGACAAAACGGCUUGAUCAUCCUUCCGAGAAGCAGAGAAUGGUUAUUCAACAAGCUGGACAGCUUGCUGCUAACUAGGAUCUGACUUGACUCUGGUGCAAGGGGGUUUGGAUAUACGGAGUUUGAACAGCUCUUUCUUCUUCGGGAACCUGGACGAAGGCAGGAAGACAAAAACACAAUUCCAGGAAAUAGUAAUACUAUGCAAAUAUGAGGAUGGAGACUUUUUGAUUCUCUGGGUUCCAAGGUAGAGAGAUGAUGGUAUGAGACACAAUGGACCGUAAGAAGUGAGAGAUAAUAGGACUUUGGAGUGGGUACUUGCUGGUAAUUCUGAAUAAUGACUUGUAUGUCUUUUCUCUUAUUCUUUCCUCUUGCCCCUACCCCGAUGGUGGUAGGGACCAAAAAUGGAUUACGUGGCACAUAAAGUCAAGAUUUUUUAAAAAAAUACGUUAGGUCUCAACCAUGUUUUAGAAUGGUUUUUAAAACUCAGCUUACUCAGUUCAUAACAAUUCUUCCCAUUGUUGAUAGGUUUAAACAUUGAUUUUUGUCACUGAUACCCUUUUACAGUAUCGCCAUCAUGCUUCCUUCUGCUCCUGGUGGAAAAAUGUUAGAUUGGCAGCAUUAUCUGUCAGAAAUCCCAAGUAGAAGCAAAUUGUGUUGUAUGACAGCAGCUAGGAACUGGGGGUGGAGGGAGGUGCUAUAGGGCAGAAUUUAAAAGACAAAUAUUUUCUAGAGAGAAUUUGUUGAAAAACAAAUUCCUCUCCAAGUUAAAAUGCUUGGAAAAUUUUUCUCUUUUGUCCUUUGGUGAAAAGGUAGUCUUCUAAAAUCAUUUUUGAAGAAAAAAUAAAAUUUUAGAAAUUUCAUUGUUUACAAUAUCUUAAAUAGCCAUAAUCUGAAAUUUAUACAUUCCAUUUUAUCCUAUCCAUUCCCUUCUUUCUUCAUUUUUACCUAAGAUAUUACUGUAAUAUUUACAUAAAAAAGAAAAACCAAAUUAUAUUUAAUGGGAGAAUUUGUAUCAGUUAAAAUGCAUGUAUCCUAGCUGGGUGACCUUGGGCAAGUCACUUAUUCCCCAAUUGCCUAGUAUCCCUCCUCUGCCUUGGAAAUGAAACCUAGAAUCAAUUCUAAGACAGAAGGAAAGAAUUUUUAAAAAAACAAAAACAUGUCAGAUUCUUCCAGUGGCAUAUACUUAGCUUUCAGGAAGGCUAAAGAUUGAAUAGGUAAAUUUUGUUCCUUAGGGUAACAUUCAUUGAUUGAGAUGAUAAGGCCCAUGAUUCGAGACACAACAGUUCAAAGCAGGCAAAACAGAAGAAUAAUGCCAUACUUUUCUAAAAAUUGAUUUGAGCAACCCACACUUUGCGAAGAGAGAGCCUUACCUUUGCACCAUAUGUUAAUGAUGCCUACAUAAACGACACUAGCAAUGCUUUUUUAAGCUGUUUUUUCUCCCUUGCUCCCAGGAAGGCUGUUUCCGAUGAGCAGGACCUUUGUUCAUUUAAUGGACUUCCAUAGUAAGUGCCUAUGAUGAGCUUUAGCAAACGCUGCUUGUUUCAUACCGGCCAUUACAAGUUCUCCUCGUUGGAGGGCUCUUGUCUGCAUUUCCAUUUUAAAGUCUUCUUCUAGGUGCAUUUGGACAGUGAGGCCAUUGCGAUUCACUUUUGUGGAAACAGGCCUCUUCUGGCAGUCACAUAGAAAGGGUUUUGUAAAAAAAAUUGUGUGUGUGUGUGUGUGUGUGUGUGUGUGUGUGUGUGUGUGUGCGUGUGUACACCCACACAGAUAUACAUAUGAACUUGUAGCAAAACUGGGGAGGGGCUAAGCAUAUUGUUCUUGAUUUUUGGAAUUUCUUGGUUUAAUUUUAAAAUAAAAUGAUGUGGAAUGCCUUCAAUUCCUGAUAGCUUGAUGUAGGUUGCUUGCAGUGACUUCAAAACAUUAGACAAGGCGAGUGUGAUGCUUCUUCAUCACGGUGAACCAUUUGGUAUGGAGGGUCCUCUAACGUUACUACCUUUAGACCAAGUGAAAUUGCACUUGGCAGCAGAUCUGCUGAGAUGAUAUUUCCCGGGAACUGUCAGGCUUCUUUGUUAUAUAUGUAUUCCUUGUAAUAUACAGCCAUACUGUUAAGAGGGUCUGACCUCCACCAAAGCACGAGAAUGUUGUAACGGCUCCAUCUCUAGUUUUCUCCUACCUGGCUCAGGGAGGUAGAAGACUCUUGUCUCAUUGGUCCACCUUUUUCUUCCAAAAGUUUCCUGAGCCAUAAUAUUUUGGUAGCAUCCCUCUGUUUAGGGCCCCCUUUCUUAAGAGACCGAUUUGAUGCCUUGCAAAUAGGGUAAAUUAUGUCUUUGGUAAAAGAUGCUCAGUUAUAAUUAUGCUGAAAAGCUGGUCUUUCUUCUCUAGUGAUCGACAAUAGUUUAUGACAAGAAUUUAAGUUCUGGAGUCCUUUGCCCUUGGGUGGUUUGUGUUGCAUUGUUUUAUUAUAAUAUAUGUAUAUUUAUUUUUUAAACUUUUAAUUGAAUUUAGUCUGAAAAGUUAUAUACAAGGUUUAAAGAACUAUUCACUUUGGAGAGAGAUAUGAAAUAAUCCUAAUUUUAAAAGGAAAAUUCCUAUUUUGUGGGAGGGGCAGUUUAACCAUUUGCACUGUUAAUAGAAGAAAAAAAGCUAAAAUAUUCUGUUGUUGCAAGCAUGGCAGGUUGUCAUCCUAAUGACACUUAUUCUUACAUGUUUACCACAGAUUCCUUCUUUGGAUAUCUUCAGUUUAUUACUGGCAAUUUCUGUAGAAGCCUUCCAAGAGGGUUUUUCAUAGGUUAGAUGGUGAAAAUAUUAUUUUGGUGAAAAUAUAAAGAAAGAAAAAGUAGAUAGUGCGUGCCUACCAGGCAAAAUGGAUACUAAAAUAUCCCCCCACACACACCCAUUCCCCACCAUUAUCUGAACCACAGAUUUAAUUAACUUGAUGCAUCAUGUUCUGAAUAAAACUUGGCUAUCCAUUUGUGACCAAGUUUCCAAAAUUUGUACUUUUUUGAUAGUCUAAUGCAUUAUAUCUUUCCCAUUUCUCAGUCAUUCCCAGGAGGCACUGCGUUUAAUGUAUACACUAAUCACCAUGUUAACUCCAACUGUCCUAAAUUUCCCUGCUCAUAAGUAUUGUGUGGGGCAGUAACAAUAGAUUUGAUAUUUUAUUAAGUCUAAAAAAAGAAGGAACUAGCUAGUCAUAUUUUUCUUGAUGUGAAAAUUCUUUUAAACCGAUAAGAGUGUACGUACAUGAUAAUUUUGAUACAUACCAGACCUUGGGCUUGCUGCUUCAUGAGCAUUUGUGCCAGAACUGUAAACUAAUUUUCAUAUCUUGUAUUUCUCAGAAACAAAAAAUAAAUGGGGAAUGAGGUUUACAGAA
Molecule: messenger RNA, 4594 nt
Organism: Monodelphis domestica (gray short-tailed opossum)
Lineage: Eukaryota; Metazoa; Chordata; Mammalia; Didelphimorphia; Didelphidae
Gene: KDSR
Product: 3-ketodihydrosphingosine reductase
Biological process (GO): sphingolipid biosynthetic process
Cellular component (GO): endoplasmic reticulum membrane
Molecular function (GO): 3-dehydrosphinganine reductase activity
Source: RefSeq, a predicted model, not a curated record